CUUGCCCGCAGCCCCCUUACGAAGGUGAAGCUGAUCAACGAGCUGAACGCGCGGGAGGCGGAGCUGGGCGUGCAGGAGGCCGUGUCUUGGCACGCCGAGUACAAAGACAGCGCCUGGAUCUUCGUCGGCGGGUUGCCCUACGAGCUGACGGAGGGGGAUGUCAUCUGCGUCUUCUCACAGUACGGGGAGGUCGUUAACAUCAACCUGGUGCGGGACAAGAAGACCGGCAAGUCCAAGGGCUUCUGCUUCCUGUGCUAUGAGGACCAGAGGAGCACCAUCCUUGCUGUCGACAACUUCAACGGGAUCAAGAUCAAAGGAAGGACCAUCCGAGUCGACCAUGUGGCAAACUACCGGCCCCCCAAAGACUCUGAUGACUUAGAUGACAUCACCAAAGCCCUCCACGCCAAGGGAUGUGGGGUUAAAACACCACCUCAUUCAUCAUCUGAUUCCCUCUCAGAAGAUGACAGUGUGCCUGUGAAAAAGCAAAAAGAGGAGAAGAGCAGACAGGAGCGGCACAAGCCGAGCUCGCAGCCUGGGAAGAGGGUGGCUGCUGAUGAGGAGACACAGCCCAGGGUCAAGAUCAAGAAGGAGAAGGAGGACCCAGCCUAUGAGCGCUACACCAGUGGGAGCCAGCAGCCCUGGAGGGGCUCUGACGGGAAGCCCUCGAGCAGGACCCAGCGAGAAGAGGACGAGCGGAAGCACCAGAGACCCUCAGAGAGGAGAGGAGGGGAAAAGAGCAGCCAGGACCAGAGAGGGCAAAGUAGUUCAAGGGAGGAGAGGGAGGCUAGCAAGAGGAGCAGGCGAGAAGAGUGUCCUGAGGGGGGCAGAUCCCGGGAGCGUGGGGAGCACAGGCACAGGGAGCGGGGCUCUGCCCGAGGCUCCAGCCGCUGCUGAGCUCCAGGGGCUGGGGGAAGCCCUAACCCUGACUAAAGGCCUGCUUUGACCUUCUCCAUGCUGAGGGAGAGGCCCUGAGCCUGCCCAAAUACUUUCUCAGUUCCUCUCCAUGAUAAGAGAGGCCCCAAACCUGCCCCAAAACCUGCUCAGAGCCUCUCUUUGGGCCACCACAGAUGGACUGUUCACUUCCACCACCUUCCAUGUGGAUUCUCCGCCAUCCUGGGGCUGAUCUUGUUGCCUGUGCCACCAGCUUGGUACAGCAGGUUUGUUGCCUCCCUGGAGCUGGUCUCUGGGAGCAGCAGGAUAUUCUCUCCUAAAUCACUUGCUUUUGUCUGUCCUGGUUGGGCUGUCCCCACACUGCUUUCCAGGGAGAGGUCAGGAGGUGGCCUCUCGUCCUCCAUCUUUGGGUGCUGAGCACCCACCCAGCAGCACCUGGCAUCCGGGGGAGCCCCCAGAGCUGUGGU
Messenger RNA from Dryobates pubescens (Downy woodpecker), 1358 nucleotides. It is a transcript of the gene RBMX2, whose product is annotated as RNA binding motif protein X-linked 2. The annotation marks the transcript as partial. Lineage: Eukaryota; Metazoa; Chordata; Aves; Piciformes; Picidae. The transcript is spliced from 5 exons. Gene Ontology annotation, cellular component: catalytic step 2 spliceosome; precatalytic spliceosome; U2 snRNP. Gene Ontology annotation, molecular function: RNA binding. Gene Ontology annotation, biological process: mRNA splicing, via spliceosome. The record is from RefSeq and is a predicted model, not a curated record.